CCAGCUCUGCUCUUUCAACAUGGCGCGACUCUCCGUAAUCCUUGCUGGACUUCUCUGGCUUCGUCAAGCGCAUGCAAUCGUAGUACCAUCAAGUCCGCCCUCUGGCGCCGCAGCCGUCGAUCCUUCGCUCGUCAGCAUAUCGAUGGAGUUCUUCGCGUUCCCAGGCUACACCCAGCUCAGCGGCACGAACAACUGUCUAAACAACCUUGCGUCACUCCGAGGCGCCCAGCCUGCCAUCCGUAUCGGCGGUACCACUCAAGAUCGCGCGACGUAUGACGCAAACCUGCAGUCGGCUGUCAACUACACCGUUGCCACUCCUGCGGAUGCGCCGUUGAGCUUGACAUAUGGCCCCUCGUUCUUCACGCUGGCUUCGCAGUUGAAGGGUCAGGUGACCGUAGGCCUUAAUCGCCAGCUGAACAACCAAGCGAACUCGCUCGCCGCGGGGUCUCGUGCGAAGCAGAGCAUGGGAAACCUAUUCGCGAUCGAACUUGGGAACGAGCCAGACUUGUACGCAAGUAGCUCUCCCAUCGCCUCGGGUACGGGAUGGAGCGAGUCCAUCGACAUUUCCAAUGAAGCGAAGUGGUUCACCGCGUUAGCACCAACUCUAGGCAACAUCUUCCAAGGCGCGGUCUACCUCUCAUGGAACACUCAGCAGCUCGUUUCGAGCAUUGGAAGCGCUGCUUUGAACACUAUCAAGACAAUUUCGCGGCACUCCUACCCUCAGUCGGCAUGUGGUGGGGCAAGCACCAACCUUCCGAACUUGAUGAACCACGCAGGGAUAGUAUCAUAUGUGAACCAGUACAAGGCAGAAGCGACUGCAGCGCACAAUGCUGGGAAGAAGUUCUUCCUCGGGGAGACGAACUCGGCAACCUGCGGUGGUGGUGGUAUCAGCCCCACAUUCGGUGCAGCGCUCUGGAUCAUCGACUACGUUUUGCAAAGUGCUCUUAUUGGCGUCGACCGCCUCUACUUCCACCAUGGCACCAUCAGUAACUGCGCCUACUGCUGGUGGGGACAAAAUGCCGUAUUCUCCCCGUACUACGGAGCCGUGUUCGUUUCCGAGUUCCUCGGGACCGACGGAGCCAAAGUCGCGGCGCUCAGCGACACCGACACAGGCAUGGCUGUCUACGCAGUCUACUCCGCUGCGGGGACCCCUCUUCGCCUGCUCGUCCUCAACACGAAUUACUUCGACGGCACCGGCACGCGAUCCAGCAACACCGUCAGCUUCAGCGGAAUCGCGACUGCGAGCGGAACCAAGCAGGCUAAGCGCCUGACGGCGCCCUCUGCGACGUCGCUCGCCGAUCAGGGCGCUGCUGUCACGAUCGGCGGUAGCGGCAAGUUCGGCGCAAACUGUGCGAGGACAGGUACGGAGGGCACGGAGGCCGUCGCGGUAUCGAACAACGCGUUCAGCGUCGCGGUGAAGGCCUCGGAGGCGUUGAUUGUAAACCUGUGACAUCAUGGGUGGAAA
Messenger RNA from Trametes versicolor FP-101664 SS1, 1465 nucleotides. RefSeq lists its product as uncharacterized. The record is from RefSeq and is a predicted model, not a curated record. The transcript is spliced from 7 exons. Lineage: Eukaryota; Fungi; Basidiomycota; Agaricomycetes; Polyporales; Polyporaceae. The coding region runs from base 20 to 1450 and encodes 476 amino acids.